UGAAGAUCUUGUGACUCGUUGUGCAAAACAUGGAAAAAUUGGAAUGAAAAAAUUUAUGUUUUACCAAAUGCCAUUUUUAAACCAAUAUACCGAUAGUUCUCUGUCUGUCAUAGAAAAUUAUUUAGUAGUAGUUACAAAUUUAAAUCAGAUUACAGUACAAAAACAUCCAAAUUAUGGCUGGACUGUUACUGCCGAAGCAGUACGUACUGAUGAAUCUGUGAGCUUCACACAACAACAGAUUAAACAAUUAAUUGAAGCUCAAAAACAGGAUAAUAUUCGCCAAUCUGAGCUCCUAACUAGUCUCUUGCAAAAUCCUGAGGCAACACCAAAUAUUACUGCCACAAUAUGGAAAAGUACUAUUAGUAAUGUCAAUACUAGUUAUGUCCUUCAAGCUCCUGAUGCUAUCUAUUUCUUUGUUGGCGUAAGAGACAUCAAGCUUCAUCUAUAUGAAUUUGCAAGAAAAGGAUUUUUUCCAUUAAAUGGUCUUAUAGCUGUUAGAAUCAUAAAAUCCACUAAAGCAUUAUUAUCUAAUACUUUCAAUCAUGAUCCAAAAACUUUGUAUUGUCAAAUAGAUUUUGUAUCAGUUAUUGGUACUCCUGGAUGGGAAGAAUUUGCCUCAUUUGGGAAACGAAUGGGAAUUUAUUCCAAAUGUGAAUUUUAUCUCUCUGAUGUUUUAUCAGAGCAAAUUAAACAAUUCGAGAAAGUACGUGCAAA
This is a messenger RNA of Racocetra persica, 714 nucleotides long. The record is from the annotation of a GenBank genome assembly. NCBI's taxonomy places the organism in Eukaryota, Fungi, Glomeromycota, Glomeromycetes, Diversisporales, Gigasporaceae.